AUGUUUAAGACACACUUCUCGUGAUUCUCUCUAGUACACAUUGAACUCAAGCCGUCAGACAAAUAUAGUUUUCCCUGUAUUUUUCAUGAAUAAGGCUCAGACACCUAGUGUUUUCUGUUGAUUCUGCGCAAUAAUCAUGAGCAGUAAUCGUGCAUAGUUUACAAUCUAAAAAUAGAUAUAUAAGUAACAAAAUAGUUGGACUGCACAGAUCCUGAUAUGGUGAUUUCAAAAACGGCAAAACUGUUUAUAAAGGCACAAGUUACAUUACUCUAUUACCCUAUUUAAAUUAUAACCUGUUAGUUUUUCUAUUGUGUAGCAUAGUAAUGAUUAGUGUGAAUCGUAGUGAUCUUUGAUGUGUUUGUUUAUUUGUUAGCCUGCUAAAAUACUGUCACGAAUGGCCUCUUGUUGCCACUGCUCAAACUCUCAAAACUUAGUACACAUUAAUCUACAACUACACAGUGCCUUAUAUAUAAUAACAUAUGAAGAUAUAUAAUAACAUAUGAAGAUCACUUUCUAUAAAAAAUAAGAACUCGCGAAACAUAUUGAAAGAUCUAUAUAAGGAUAUGGAAAAUUUCAGACGAUCCUUCUGGCCAUAUGCGGUACCGUCUACGCGACAUGUGCUAUCGGUACUACCACAUUGUCAUUUGUGUUACCUUCUGCAGAAUGCGACUUCAAUUUGACUUCGGCUGAUAAGGGGAAGCUUUCAGCUGUGCCUGUGAUAGGUAUGAUAUUUGGAUGUCCGAUAUGGGGUUCCGUAGCUAACACUAAAGGAAGAAAAACGGCCAUUCUGUUAUCCCUUCUAAUAGAUUUUCUAGCAGCCGUAAUUUCUUCGGUCGUGACAAAUUUCGAAGUCUUCUCGAUGUGUCGAUUUUUUAACGGAUUUGGAAUAAUCGGUGCAACAAGUGUAGUAUUCUCGUAUUUAGGAGAAUUCCUUUCUGAAGAACAUCGUGACGUUUUUCUGGGAAGACUUGAAAUUUUCUGGACCAUAGGAAUCAUUAUAUUGCCUGGUAAGAAUUGCCUGUACUCAUCUACAGUCUAGCACUGAUAUUGGGCUAAUAAUUUAUGUACAAUGGCGCAGGUAUAACCCAAACACCACAUCAAGUUUGAAGAAGUAUGAAUGGCAACACUGAGUCGGUGCUGUCUGCCCAGUGGUAUGUGCUUCUGUAAGUUUCGCGACGAAUUGGGAGUACUUUUCCAACGAUGCCAUUUGCUGUUCUUAUAAUGCGUCUUAUGUAAUUUUAGCAAUAACACAAUGUAUACCUAGGCAUUGCUGCUCCAUUAGCAUGUAAUAUGGUUUGGUCUUAUGGACAUUUUAUCGAUUUUAUUAUUUACAGGUGUGGCAUUUCCGUUUUUAAACAAAACAGUGAUGGACUAUUUUUCAACAAUCGACGCUUUUAGUUCUUGGAGGAUAUUCGUAUUAGUAUGCGGGCUGCCAAGCUUGAUUAGUGUUAUAGCUCUCUAUUUCUUGCCGGAAUCUCCAAAGUUCCUCAUAUCGAAGGGAAAAUACGAUCAGGCGAGGCAAGUCUUUCAGAGGAUGUACGAAUGCAAUACAGGCAACUCCAAGUAUUCAUAUCCAGUAUUACGUUUAAAAGGAGAAUGUGAUAAUAGCAAUGUAGAUAUGAAGUUUUUAAAGAAACGACCUCUUAGCAUUAGGAUAGAAGAAAACAUUGAAAAGCUGAUGGGUCUCAUCAAAGUAUUAUUUUCGCUCCCAUACUUGAAAUAUCUAGCGAUAUCCUGUUUCGUUGAUUUUGGGCUCAUGGCAAGCUAUAUAACGAUGAUAAUGUGGUUCCCCGAGAUCUUCGAGCGAUUCAACGCCUACGAAAAAUAUCAGACCGACUCACCCGAAUUGGGCGUAUGCGUGGUAUCAGCCAAUAAGGAUACCUCGACCAACAUUUUCGAAGAGUUUCUCAAAACAUUCAGAAAGUGUGACCCUAGCAUCGAUAAUAGGGUGUUCAUUGAAACUGUAAUCAUUGGAUGCAGUUGUAUCCCUACAGCUGUGUCGCUUAGUUAUUUUAUGAAAAAGUUGGGCAAGAAUAGAGUUUUGGUUAUAAGCUUGGUGUUGUCCGGUACAGCUACUCUACUGCUGAAUUGGGUUCAAAACAGUACACAGACCAUCAUUCUUUCUUGUAUAUUCGAGGCACUUGCGAGCCUGAUGGAGGCAGUGAUUUUCUGCGUUGUUGUUGAUUCAUUUCCGACCAAUGUGAGAGCGAUUGCCUUGGCGAUAACAGCAACAUUUGGAAGGCUGGGUGCAAUAUUCGGCAACGUCAUCUUUGGGGUUCUUAUCGAUGUCAACUGCGUUAUUCCCAUCUACGUUUUUGCAGGAUUACAGAUAGCUAGUGGUAUUCUUUGCCUGACGAUGCCUCAGAAAGAGAACUACAUCCCUCUACACUAAAAACUGACGCCAGUGGUGUGAUUGUGAUAUUUAGAUGAUCAAUAUUCAAAAUAGUUUAGGUAAUAACUAGAUUGUAAAUGUAUGUCAUGUAACUAUUUAUUGUACUCGUAUUCUCGACUUUCGUUCAUAAAUGUAUUUUUUAUCUGG
Messenger RNA from Acanthoscelides obtectus, 2539 nucleotides. The record is from the annotation of a GenBank genome assembly. Lineage: Eukaryota; Metazoa; Arthropoda; Insecta; Coleoptera; Chrysomelidae.